Tympanuchus pallidicinctus (lesser prairie-chicken) is the source of this 3902-nucleotide messenger RNA. Its product is annotated as protein HIRA. The record is from RefSeq and is a predicted model, not a curated record. Lineage: Eukaryota; Metazoa; Chordata; Aves; Galliformes; Phasianidae. Bases 108 to 3179 code for a protein of 1023 amino acids. Gene Ontology annotation, molecular function: protein binding; nucleosome binding. The transcript has 25 exons. Gene Ontology annotation, biological process: chromatin remodeling; DNA-templated transcription; regulation of DNA-templated transcription. Gene Ontology annotation, cellular component: HIR complex; nucleus.
CCGCUGAGCUCCGCCGCUCGGUCGCUCGGCCGCGCGGAGGCAGCCCGGGCGGAGCCGCCCUGGGGUCCCGAGGGCGGAGGCCGGCGGGGGACCCCGGGCGGGAGACAAUGAAGCUCCUGAAGCCGACCUGGGUCAACCACAAUGGAAAGCCCAUAUUUUCAGUGGACAUUCACCCAGAUGGGACCAAGUUUGCAACAGGAGGACAAGGUCAGGAUUCUGGGAAAGUUGUGAUCUGGAAUAUGGCUCCUGUCCUGAAAGAGGAAGAUGAAAAGAAUGAAAAUAUCCCCAAGAUGCUUUGUCAGAUGGACAAUCACUUAGCUUGUGUGAACUGUGUGCGAUGGUCAAACAAUGGAGUUUACUUGGCUUCAGGAGGAGACGACAAACUGAUCAUGGUGUGGAAACGAGCCGCGUACAUUGGACCCAGCACUGUGUUUGGUUCUAGCAGCAAACUAACUAAUGUUGAGCAGUGGAGGUGUGUAUCAAUUCUCAGAAGCCAUUCAGGGGAUGUCAUGGACGUAGCAUGGUCUCCACAUGAUGCUUGGCUGGCAUCCUGCAGUGUGGAUAACACUGUUGUCAUCUGGAACGCUGUCAAAUUUCCAGAAAUUCUUGCCACUUUGAAAGGACAUUCUGGCUUGGUGAAAGGGCUGACCUGGGAUCCUGUUGGAAAGUACAUUGCCUCUCAGGCUGAUGAUCGGAGUUUGAAAGUGUGGCGGACAAUGGACUGGCAAUUGGAAACUAGCAUCACAAAACCCUUUGAUGAGUGUGGAGGGACAACACACGUGUUGCGUCUUAGCUGGUCACCUGAUGGUCACUAUCUUGUUUCUGCUCACGCCAUGAAUAAUUCUGGACCUACUGCUCAGAUCAUCGAGAGAGAUGGAUGGAAAACCAACAUGGAUUUUGUGGGGCAUCGGAAGGCAGUUACGGUAGUGAAAUUCAAUCCAAAAAUUUUCAAGAAGAAACAAAAGAAUGGGAGCUCUACCAAAUCAAGCUGUCCCUACUGCUGCUGUGCUGUUGGCAGUAAGGAUCGAUCUCUUUCUGUCUGGCUCACGUGUCUGAAAAGACCUUUAGUUGUCAUACAUGAGCUGUUCGACAAGUCUAUCAUGGAUAUCUCCUGGACCCUCAAUGGACUCGGUAUCUUGGUGUGUUCCAUGGAUGGAUCUGUGGCAUUUUUAGACUUUUCCCAGGAUGAACUUGGAGAUCCACUCAGCGAGGAGGAAAAGAGCAACAUCCAUCAGUCCACGUAUGGUAAAAGCCUAGCUAUAAUGACUGAAGCUCAAUUGUCUACAACCAUCAUUGAGAAUCCAGAGAUGCUCAAGUAUCAGCAGAGGCAGCAGCAGCAGCAGGCGGAGCAGAAGAACGCAUCGAUGAGGGAAGCAUCUGGGGCUGCGGCCACAGCUCCCAAAGUGGCAAGCAUGGUCAAUGGGGAGAGCUUAGAGGACAUUAGAAAGAAUCUCUUAAAAAAGCAAGUUGAAACACGAACAGCAGAUGGCCGGAGGAGGAUCACACCUCUCUGCAUAGCUCAGCUGGACACUGGGGAUUUUUCUACAGCAUUUUUCAAUAGCAUCCCAAUAUCUGGCACACUGGCUGGCUCAAUAAUGUCUUCUCAAAACAACCAGCAGCUCAUGUCAUUAGAUUCUAAUGCAGCAAAUUCACUUAAUACUUCAAAGCCUUCUGCAGAGCCAACAGCAGCCAGUAUAAAACCAACAGAUGAUGCAGCCAAUAAGGAUGGUGUAAAUGCUACCUCUGUUUCAGCUGCUCCUCCUGCAUCAUCUUCCUCUGUAUUGACAACUCCAUCCAAGAUUGAACCUAUGAAAGCAUUUGAUUCUAGAUUUACAGAACGAUCCAAAGCCACCUCAGGGACUGCUGUCAUAACAAAUACAAAUCAGACUGUUGUGGACAGACUGAAGGAUCAGAAUUUAAUUAAAGACAAUAAGCCCAAGGAUAUUCUGGAGAGUAGCAGUGACAGCGAAGAGAAGAUUCCAGCUGCUAAACCACUCAGUGCACCCAAGCGAAAGCUGGAACUUGAGGGAGAAACGGUAGAAAAGAAGAAAAAGGGAAGACCUCGAAAAGACUCCAGACUUGUACCAGUAACUUUAACUGUUCAGUCCCCAGCUGCACUGGCUUCUGAAAAAGAUGCUGCAUGCAUCUCUGCACCAGCAUUAGCACUUAAGCUGCCAACCCCAAUCCCACAGAAAUCAUUUACUUUGCAAGUAAGUUCAGAUCCAUCCAUGUACCUUGAAGUGGAGAAUGAAAUGACCACAGUGGGAGGUUCCAAGCUGAGCAGGUUGAAGUGUAAUCGAGAAGGAAAGGAAUGGGAGACAGUCCUCACCAGUCGAAUUCUCACAGCAGCAGGAAGCUGUGAGAUUGUCUGCGUAGCCUGUGAGAAACGAACGCUGUCGGUAUUUUCGGCUUGUGGUCGCCGCCUUCUCCCCCCCAUAAUACUGAAUACGCCCAUUUCCACCCUGCAUUGCACAGGCUCUUACAUCAUGACUCUCACCACUGCUGCUACGCUCUCUGUUUGGGAUGUUCACAAGCAGACAGUCAUUGUUAGAGACGAGUCUUUGCAAACAAUAUUAUCAGGAAGCGAUACAACCGUGUCUCAGAUCCUGCUGACUCAGCACGGCAUUCCUGUAAUGAGCAUGUCUGAUGGGAAGGCGUACUGCUUUAAUCCUUCUCUCUCUACAUGGAAUCUUGUUUCUGACAAACAGGACUCCUUGGCGCAAUGCGCGGACUUCAGGAGUAGUUUACCAUCCCAAGAAGCCAUGUUGUGUUCUGGGCCCUUAGCUGUAAUACAGGGACGAACAUCGAAUUCAGGAAGGCAAGCUGCCAGAUUGUUCUCCAUGCCUCAUUUAGUGCAGCAAGAAACAACGCUUGCAUACCUGGAGAAUCAGAUAGCAGCAGCGCUUACGUUACAAUCCAGUCACGAAUAUCGCCACUGGCUCCUUAUCUAUGCACGGUACCUGGUUAAUGAAGGGUUUGAAUAUCGUUUGCGAGAAUUAUGCAAGGAUUUGCUGGGUCCAGUCCAUUACUCAGCUGGAAGUCAAUGGGAAUCAACAGUAAUGGGUUUACGAAAGAGAGAACUAUUGAAAGAACUUCUUCCUGUUAUUGGACAGAACCUCCGCUUCCAGAGGCUUUUCACAGAAUAUCAAGAGCAGCUAGACAUCUUGAGAGACAAGUAGCAUUUCCCCAGCUUUUCCCUGAGGGGCCUGGUCCGAGAGAAACUGCUGAACAGCGUAACGCGGGGACAGGAGAGGAGAGGAAAGGAGAAGAGAGGAGAGGAGAGGGAGCCCGGUUGGUGUGGGAGUGCGGAGGUGGUGCUGCGAGGUGCCGGCGCUGCGGGUGACCUGCGUUAGUUUUCAAAGCUCACGAGCGGAUCUGUGGAAAGGAGCGGACGAGCGUCCACAGUUUCCCAAGUGAAACGUGACCAUCAAAGCUGUGGCCUCUGUUUCUGCGGAAGGGUGUGCGUAUGUACUUCGGGGGGGUCCUUUUGGAUCUGAUCUCAUUUUAAUAUGGAAAUUAGCUGAGAACUGUUUAUGGGGUUUCUUGGAUGUCCUGUGAAAAGCACAGUACUUCAGAGUACACUGAACAGCGUAUUUAACCCUGUGUAGGGUUUUUUUGCCUAAGGAUUUAUUGAGGCUCAACACUAUAUUGAAUUAGAUGAAUGAGCCGCAUAAAAAGAAAUUUCGUAAAUAUUACGGUAUUACGCAGCCAAUAGAUUUUCCUGUGAAUAUAGUAAUAAUAAUAAGAGGCUGUUCUAACACACGGACUAUUUUUGUACUAGAAUUUGCUAACUUGUGAUAUGGAAUUUUAUUUGGCCAAUAAUCAGGCUGUCUCUACAAAGUCAUCUGGUAGGAAAUCUAACUCUAAUUACAAAAGCUACGUUUCAAAAUAAUUCAACCAAA